Messenger RNA from Pogoniulus pusillus (Red-fronted tinkerbird), 3846 nucleotides. RefSeq names its product hepatitis A virus cellular receptor 1 homolog. The coding region runs from base 2851 to 3555 and encodes 234 amino acids. NCBI's taxonomy places the organism in Eukaryota, Metazoa, Chordata, Aves, Piciformes, Lybiidae. The record is from RefSeq and is a predicted model, not a curated record. Gene Ontology annotation, biological process: cytoskeletal rearrangement involved in phagocytosis, engulfment; apoptotic cell clearance; phagocytosis, engulfment. Gene Ontology annotation, cellular component: cell surface. The transcript is spliced from 8 exons. Gene Ontology annotation, molecular function: phosphatidylserine binding; virus receptor activity.
GGAACUUGCAAAAACACAGGUUUUAAAUGUGAUUUAAUAAGCCAUGUCCCUGCUAAUAGUGUUGUUUUCAGAAAUGUUACUUAAAUGAGCAGGUGAAAGUAUUAUGUGUUGGGGAUUGAGCUCAAGGCAGAUGAAGAUGAAAGGAACUGGAGCAAGUUUAUGACUCAUUGGAGAACAUCAUCUGCUAUUUUAAGUGUGCAUGACAUAAGUAGCAAUAAAGAAGCAGAAACAUGGGGUUUCUUUCAGAAAUGUAAAAAUAAUUUUGUGAAGUUAACACUUUUAUCCUUUAUUGAGCCACCAUUGUUUCCUUCCUUCUCUCCAGACUAUUGCUUGUAGGUGACUAAAGCAGUUCCAAGUGAGCAGAAUUAAUUUGCUGCCUACUUUGCAAAUAUUUCUCAUCUUCAGCAUGACAUGUUUAGUGCCUCCUGAAUGAGAGAAGUCAUGCACUGUGGAACUAGAGUUUGCCAGAGUGUUUUAAUUUUGCCCUUCAAAAAGAAUUCUUGCAGAUACUUGAUGCUUUUCGUUGAUUUUGGUGUCAUUUUUUGGCUUUAAGGUACUAUAGUUUCAAAAUCCUGCACAAGUUGAGUUCUAGCAGCAGCUAGCAAUUGCAAUAUACUUGCUUGUGAAACCACUGAAGCUAGGGGGGAUUAUAUCAUUUAAAAACACUCCAGACUGCUUUUACUUUGCAAAAAGUGUAAUGAAUAAUUUGUUUAUUUCAGAUUGUUAUUUUCUGUGUUUAAUGAAAACCUUCAGAAAGCUGUGAGUGGCUUCCUGGGCUUUUUCCAGCCAAAACAGUGAAUUUUUCUUCCAUGGACAGGUCAAAGCAGUGAUAAUUUUCCUCUUUUGGUGUUAGAGCUUUACUUGGGGAAAACAAUGUGCUGCAGCUGUGGUGAAGGCAGGGGAUGGCACAUGGCUGUCAGCCAAGGGAAAUGGGCAUUUCACAUCUUGGGUGAUGUGACUCAUAGACUAGCAAAUUUGAUUAUAAGUGUUUUCUCUAGUGUGUUAGUCAACCUGCUCCUGGUAAGAUCUCUCCUUAGCUCAGCAAAUACUGAUUUUCUUUGUGAGUGUGAUAGAAUUUGUAGUAUUCUGCUCCUGAAAUGUAUUGGAAAUGCAUGUCUAAGGAUCACAGGAUGUUAGGCGUUGGAAGAGACCCAAAGAGAUCAUCGAGUCUAGCCCUCCUGCCAGAGCAGGACCAUAUAAUCUAGCUCAGGUCACACAGGAACACAUCCAGACAGGCCUUGAAAGUCUCCAGAGAAAGAGACCCCCACAACCUCUCUGGGGAGCCUGUUCCCAUGCUCUGUGACCCUUAGAGUAAAGAAGUUCCCCCUCGUGUUGAGGUGGAACCUCCUGUGCUGCAGCUUAUACCCAUUGCUCCUUGUUCUAUCCCAGGAAGCAAGUGAGCAGAGCCUGUGUGUCCCCCUUCUGACACCCAGCCCUCAGAUGUUUCUAAAUGAUUAUUAGAUCCUCUCUCAGUCUUCUCCAGACUAAAAAGCCUCAGGUCCCUCAGCCCCUCCUCAUCAGCCAGUGUUCCAGUCCCCUAAUAAUCCUCAUAGACCUUUGCUGGACUCGUUCAAGCAGAUCCCUGUCCUUCUUAAACUGGGGAGCCCAAAACUGAAUGGAGUACUCAAGAUGGGGUCUCACCAGGGAAGAGCAGAGGGGGAGGAGAACUUCCCUUGAUCUGCUGGACACACUCUUUUUAAUGCACCCUAGGAUCCCAUUGGCCCUCUUGGCCACAAGGGCACACUGCUGUCCCAUGGACAACUUGUUAUCCCCCAGGACUCCCACCUCCUUUUCCACAGGGCUGCUCUCAAACAGAUUACCUCCCAGCUUAUACUGGUGCAGUUUAUUGUUCCUCCUACUCUACACUUACCCUUGUUGAACCUCAUUAGGUUGCUCUGAGCCCAGCUCUCUCUUAGGAAGUGUGAUGAGAUGAAGUUAACAUCAGGUGUUAGGCAGCAGUUGGAUGUUUUCUUAAUUCAAAACAAACCCAAACCAGAACAAAAAGGAAGAAAAAAUGAAAAGCACAGUCCCUCUGCUACUCUGCCUGAACAAGCACAGGGAUAACAGGCAUAUGUUAGCUGGAAAGUUCCAAAAGUUUCUUGAUACAGAGAGCCAAGUCUGUGACCAGUGAGAGAAAAGCUCUGAUUAUAUCAGGGGAAAAUGCUUUUUUAAGAACUCAGCUAGAAAAUAGUACAACAAAGAGAUAUUUCCAACAGUGCCUCUAGGCUUAUUUCAAUACUGAAUCUCGUGGUUGGUUUAUGUUUUCAUGAAGUAUGAUAUGACUGUGCUCUGAGUCAAGAAAAAUUGCAGCCACUUUCAGGGCUGCUUGAAAAAGAUGAUGCUGGCAAUUUUUCUGCAUAAAUGGUGCUCAUCUCUUGCACAAAUAGACAUCAGGAAUUCAGAAAACAACUCAGAAAUUGUAUCAAGGAAUUUCGUAUGAUCUGUGCUUGAAAUGAAGCCUAAAGCAAGUGGGUUAGCUCUCCCCUGUGCCUUUCACAUCCUCCUACUAUGUGACCAGAACAACUUUCUUGGGGUUACAGCCGGCAGUCUGCACGCAAACUGCUGUAGGCUGUGAACCAAACAAUGUGGGUGAAGAGAGUAGAAGGGGCUCAGGCAGAGCUCUGGGAUAACAUUUUCUUUCUUUUCUUAGCCAAUUUUUUAUUUUAUUGAAGAUCUCAGAUGUGGCCCAUGCAGAGGAGGAAUCCAUAUGGACCCAGGGAUGUGUCCUGCAUGUUUUUACCUGUUGAAUGAUCACUAUCAUGGCACAUCUGUGCCUCCCCCGUAUCAGGUUCAGUAGUGAGAGGCAAUGUUGGUCAGAAUGUCACCGUGCCCUGCUUUUACAAUGUUAAGAUGACACAAGGCGUCACAUCAAUGUGCUGGGGUCGUGGCAGCUGCCCCGCAUCAAAAUGUGAGCAGACCAUUAUCUGGACAGACGGCUGGAAGGUGACGGAGCAGCACAGCCCUAGGUACGUGUUGAAAGGGAACCUGCUCGUGGGCGACGUGUCCCUCACGAUCGUGACCGCUGAGGAAGCAGACAGUGGCACCUACUGCUGCCGUGUGGAGGUCCCAGGCUGGUUCAAUGAUCAGAGGAGCAACCGCAAGGUGGUGAUAGAGAAAGCUAAGAUCUCAACUGCAAGUCCUCACACUUCCACCUCUGAACAGACCUCAGCUCAGGGGAGCACCAGUGAAUCAUCCUUUACCACUGCAAGAACGUGGCCAUCGCUCUCUGCUUCAGAAGCUCCUCAGACUGCCUCUGAUCCCUGCUCAAGCACCUUGGACUGCUUGGAUGUAACUGCAAACCUGCAGGACAUGUCUGUAUCGCUUCCCAGGCAGCAGUAUUCAGAAAAUGGAUUGUACAUUGGGAUUGGUUUAUGUGCAGUACUUCUAGCUGGCCUUAUUUUGGCUCUGUUCCUCACUAGACAAUUUUUAUCCAAUCGGAAGAAGAAAAGUGACUUUUCAAACUUCGUUGCAUUUUGGAGGCCAGGAGGUUCAGGGAACCAUAAUGCCCUGGAAGAUGAGAUCCAUGUAGAGGAAAACAUUUAUAUAAUACACUAAGAACUGGAUGCAUGCCUGCCUUUGUCGUCACUGGGACAUUCAAUGCAAAAUGUUAGCUGCUUGGCAGCUAAAUGUGACUGGAAUACUGAAGCAUUAUUCACAUCAUUUGAAUAAAACAAAUAACAACUACACUUUCAAUUAAAAUCUUUAUCAGUGUCUUCCAGAAACAGAAACCCCACUGACUCGAAUGGAAAUUUCCAGAAUCUGCUUAUCAACCCUAAAAAAAGAAAAGUUCCCAUGAUAUUUAUUACCUGCCUCAAAUUAUCUCUUCCUUGUUGGGAAUAAAAGAGG